CUUCAACAUUUAUUGCAGACGCAACCACAUUGUCUGACAAUCUCAAAAGACACACAAUUACGACACCCGGAAGACCACAGCAGUAAUCAUGGCCACCAACGGCACCAAUGGCGUCUCCGACAUCAAAGGCACCUACGCCUUGUCGCAAGCACACGCCGACCUGAUGCAAAAAUCCCUGGUCGAAACGGACCCCGAAAUCGCAGAGAUUAUGAAGAAGGAGAUUAAGCGACAACGUGAAUCCAUCCUGCUCAUCGCCUCGGAGAACGUGACGUCCCGCGCCGUCUUUGACGCCCUCGGCUCGCCCAUGAGCAACAAGUACUCCGAAGGCUACCCCGGCGCCCGCUACUACGGUGGCAACGAGCACAUUGACGAGAUCGAGCUGACCUGCCAGGCGCGCGCGCUCGCUGCCUUUCGUCUCGACCCCGCCAAAUGGGGCGUCAAUGUGCAAUGUUUGUCUGGCUCUCCCGCCAAUCUUCAAGUCUACCAGGCCAUCAUGCGGCCUCAUGACCGCUUGAUGGGCCUCGACCUCCCCCAUGGUGGCCAUUUGAGCCACGGCUACCAGACUCCGUCCAAGAAGAUUAGCGCGGUGAGCACGUACUUUGAGACCUUCCCCUACCGUGUCAAUCUGGAGACCGGCAUCAUCGAUUACGAUCGCCUGGAGGAGAAUGCAUUGAUGUACCGCCCGAAAGUGAUUGUUGCCGGCACCAGCGCCUACUGCCGCACCAUCGACUACAAGCGUAUGAAGGAAAUCGUCGACAAGGUUGGCAGCGGCUGCUACCUCAUGGUCGACAUGGCCCACAUCUCCGGCCUGAUUGCCGCCGGCGUGAACGAUGACCCUUUCCAAUACGCCGACAUCGUCACCACCACGACGCACAAGAGUCUGCGUGGCCCUCGCGGCGCCAUGAUCUUCUUCCGCAAGGGCGUGCGCAAGACGGAGAUGAAGGCCGGCAAGGAGGUGCAAACGUUGUACGACCUCGAAGGCCCCAUCAACUUCUCCGUCUUCCCCGGUCACCAAGGCGGUCCUCACAACCACACCAUCACCGCUCUCGCAGUGGCGUUGAAGCAGGCGCAGACACAGGAAUUCAAGCAGUACCAGCAGCAAGUCAUCAAGAACGCCAAGCAGCUCGAGAAGUCCUUCACCUCGCGCGGCUACAAGCUCGUCACGGGCGGUACGGACAACCACAUGGUCCUGCUGGACCUCAAGCCGCAAGCCCUCGACGGCGCGCGCGUAGAGGCCGUGCUGGAGCAGGUCAACAUUGCCUGCAACAAGAACACCACGCCCGGCGACAAGUCCGCGCUGACGCCGCAGGGUAUCCGUAUCGGUGCUCCCGCCAUGACCAGCCGAGGCAUGGGCGAGCAGGACUUUGAUCGCAUUGUCGGCUACAUUGACCAGUGCAUCCAGCUCGCGCGCAAGAUUCAGGACGAGCUGCCCAAGGAUGCGAACAAGCAGAAGGACUUCAAGGCCAAGGUUGCCGGCGGUGGCGGCAUUCUGGAGAUUGAGUGGAUGAAGAAGGAGAUUGCUGCGUGGGCGGGUACCUUCCCCUUGCCUGUGUAGUCGUCGUGUUUGAGGUUGAACUUUUCGAGGAGGGGGAGUUUGGGCGGAGCAAAAAGUGCGUUUCAACAAACAGCGCCGGUGUUCUGGGCAGAGUCAGGAGCCGCGUCAACCACCGGUCUCGUAGCUAGGGGAUGUGAAUGCAAUCCUUAGCAAUGUGCGUGAUUUCGUUAUCGUAAGGGAACUACCAACAGUCAUACUCGUCAAACAUCAUGACUUCGUCCAACCACUACACCCCCCCCCCCAACCAACG
This is a messenger RNA of Neohortaea acidophila, 1805 nucleotides long. Its product is annotated as serine hydroxymethyltransferase. The transcript has a single exon. Gene Ontology annotation, biological process: folic acid metabolic process; L-serine catabolic process; tetrahydrofolate interconversion. Gene Ontology annotation, cellular component: cytoplasm. Bases 89 to 1555 code for a protein of 488 amino acids. NCBI's taxonomy places the organism in Eukaryota, Fungi, Ascomycota, Dothideomycetes, Mycosphaerellales, Teratosphaeriaceae. Gene Ontology annotation, molecular function: pyridoxal phosphate binding; cobalt ion binding; glycine hydroxymethyltransferase activity. The record is from RefSeq and is a predicted model, not a curated record.